CUUUAUAAAGAGAUCUCGCUGAGUUGUCACCGGGCGCUAAAAGGUGUUUCAACCGCGAGACAAAACAUAGACUUUUUGCCGCUUGUCUGAGGGCUUUCACCAUGGGGAAGGAGACGCAAACGGCGUGCGACACCCGCAAGAAACUUGUGGUCGUGGGCGACGGCGCGUGCGGGAAAACGUGUCUCCUGAUCGUGUUCAGCAAAGACGAGUUCCCAGAAGUGUACGUCCCGACUGUGUUCGAAACAUACGUGGCGGACAUUGAGGUGGAUACCAAGCAGGUCCAAUUGGUUUUGUGGGACACUGCGGGCCAGGAGGACUACGACCGGCUACGCCCGCUCUCCUACCCAGACACGGACGUCAUUUUGAUGUGCUUCUCCGUCGACAGCCCGGACUCGCUGGAAAACAUCCCGGAGAAAUGGGUUCCCGAGGUGAAACACUUUUGCCCUAACGUGCCGAUCAUUCUGGUGGGUAACAAGAAGGACCUUCGCAACGACGAGAACGUCAGGAACGAACUGUCCCGUCUCAAGCUGGAACCGGUGAGGCCCGAAGACGGCCGAGCCAUGGCCACGCGUAUCGGCGCACACGACUAUUUGGAGUGCUCGGCCAGGACGAAAGAUGGCAUCUGGGAAGUGUUCGAGACGGCGGCGAGGGCAGCCUUACAGAAAAAAAAGUCUGGACGGGGACGUUCUGGCAUGCGUUGUGUUUUGAUGUGACUUGAAUGCUCCAGGGACUCGCCUAGGCCUGUUUGGGCAGUGCCCCUCCCUGGGUUGGCCAGCCUGAAAGAAGGAGAAAAAAACGACUCAAAGACGUUUGUUUUGGGCCGCAGGCACGCUGCAGGGACGUUUUGGGUGUCAUGAGCUGGCUUUUAUUGGUGGCGGAGUUGAAACUCUACUUUUUGCCUUUAAAACUGACUACAUGUAGCUAUUAAGUCUAUGGGUCAUACUUUUUUAAAUCCAAAAAAAUGAGUGACUUUUUUUAAUCCACCAGAAAAACUGAAUGAGACUGAUAUAUAAACUUGUGUGAGGCAGUGGUUAGUAUAUUCACCCUCAAAGUUUUGCAGUUGCGGGUUCGAAUCCUGGCUCUCGCCUGGCUCUCGCCUGGCUGUGUGGGUUUCCUUCAACUUUACAAAAUAACAUAUGCUAUGUUAACUGAGAACUCUAAAUUGGUAUGUGUUAUUCGUCAUUAUUUGUCUAUAUGCCCCGCAACUUGACCUACAUCUACAAUAUGGUGGAAGGGUCGCAUGAGAUGGAAACUGGGUAACAAGCAUUUAGGGGAGAUAUUUUUGUGUAUUACAACCCACAACUACAGCCACCAGACACAAUACAGUAUGGAAAAUGAUGUAUUGUAUAGAGGAACGAAUGACUCUUGAACAAUGACUUGUGUACUUGCCUCUGUUGGCCGAUCGUGUUGGCUAACAACCCAGAUAGCAGACCGACACUGAAUAAACGUUGAUUUUCCAUCAAAAUCAUCAGAAUGGUUGACAUAAAAAAUUUUGACGUCAAGUGAUGUUGAAACAACAUUGUUCUAUGGUAUGUCAGGCAAAGGUUGGGUUAACAUUGUUUUAUAGUUGAUGAACUAAUGUUGACAAAUAGUUGAUUUAUGACAGACCAGGAAAUAUGAUUCAAAAGUCAUUGAAUUAUGGAUGAGCGGGCGUUUUGGUCGAAAACAUAACAUUGAUUCAGCGUUGUUCCAAUAUUAUUAAUAGUCGAAAUGACGUUUAGGUUUUGUAAGGAUUUCAACGUUGAAACAACAUUAAUUGAGGCUGCAAAAGUUAACGUUGAUUCAAUGAUAUAAGAUCGACAGGGGAAUAUUGAGCCAACAUCUUUUCAACGCCGCCCUGCUAUCUGGGAACACAUCUGCACUAAUGCUUGUUAACAGCCUACUAAAUUCACGCAUGUAGCCCACUUUUCCGAUUUCGUAUUAUUGAUCUGAGCCCAAAAACCAUCAAAAAAAUGUAUUUUUGUGUUAAAUUUAAAAUAAUGAGUCACUUUUUAAUUGCUAUUUGUAAAUUUAUUAGAUAAAGGAUACACAGAUUCCCUUACCUAUUCAAAGGUUUGCAUUACGACUGCUCAUAAUUGAACGUACUACAUAAAGACCACUGUUAGGGCUUAAGCAGUUGUAUUUGCACUUGUUAUUUAUUUUAGAUUGAAAUUGUUGUUUUUUUCUUAAGCGUUAGAAGAAAUUGCACAGUGUUUUACAACUUUAUUUGGUAUGAAAAUGAUGUACUGUACAGUGUUCAUUAGGGAUGGGUAUUGAACUUGAUGAAUUAUAAAGUUCCUGAUUACUAAAAUUAAACAUUAAAUGCUGUAAUAUGUUAAAAAUGGCAUGGCGUAGCUUCGAAGUCUAUGUACAGUAUUUUCUUAGUCCAAAUUGUAACAAUAAUAUGAAUUCAGUACCAAGAUGCAGUUCAGUGCAAUUUUUGCAGUGCUUGAAAAAUGGGGUUCCUUUUUUUGUCUUUUAGGUACGUGAUAAGCACAUUAUAGUUGUUAUAGGCAACUAGUUAUGAGUACCAGUUAAGUGUUGACGCUAAAUACAGAAUUCUUGAAACUGUUAACAUUUGGGUUUAGAUUUGAAACAAGGUUUCUAAACUCAACGGUUUUGCUAACACGGAACAGUAUUUGUGUGCUGUAGCUCAAUGUGCUAAUUGCAUGAGCUGACAUGGGACUAAGCCACAUGCUGGCAUUGAAAAUACAAAGCGAGACAUUGGGCACCGAUUGUGCAAUUUUUUAAAUCUGUAAAAUUGAGUUUAAGAUGAAUUAACUCAUUAAACUGAGAUAUAUGCACAAUUACUGUGUGAUAAUCCACCAGUGUCAGAUUUAUGACUAUGAAUGUAUUUCUUUGUUAUGGACAAACAUUAUUAUGCUUGUAAUGUUUUUCAGUUACUUUUUCCUCAAUUGAAAUAAUUUUGGCCAAACCUUGUGAACUAUAAACUGUUAAACAAGAGAAUUUCAUAUCUGUUGUAUUCCUUGAUUACACUACCGAGGAAAAUGUCACUUUUUUACUGUAACAAUCAUUAUUGAAAAAAAAUUUGGGGAGAGAGUAUCUUUUAUAAAUGACAAUGAUGUUAAAGUCACAUUCCCACCUACCAUGUGUUACUGGGCUUUUUGCUGACUUCCAGGGCAGGAAUGCAUUAUGCUGCACCACCUGAUUAUUCCCACACUAGCUCCCCUGUUGUGUCUGUAGUUGUCAAUGGAUUUGAAUUUAUACAUAUGACUGCCACUCAGAUUGGUCUGGUUUUCUACAAUUAUGCUGAGGAAAAUUACUGAGUAUGUGCCAAACCAAACCAUUUAAUGCUUAUGAACAUUAAAUAUUUAUGCAAUGCAUUGCAUUCUCUAGUUUUUAAUUGGGGAACGGGAGCAUUUUAUUUUUGUAUUUAAAAACACGCAGCUCUUUUUCUGGAUGAAUGAAUAAAAAUGGGUUUCAAGUGA
Molecule: messenger RNA, 3428 nt
Organism: Corythoichthys intestinalis (scribbled pipefish)
Lineage: Eukaryota; Metazoa; Chordata; Actinopteri; Syngnathiformes; Syngnathidae
Product: ras-like GTP-binding protein RHO
Exons: 1
Coding region: 102-713 (203 amino acids)
Biological process (GO): small GTPase-mediated signal transduction
Cellular component (GO): cytosol
Molecular function (GO): protein kinase binding; GTPase activity; GTP binding
Source: RefSeq, a predicted model, not a curated record